Molecule: messenger RNA, 1239 nt
Organism: Anopheles aquasalis
Lineage: Eukaryota; Metazoa; Arthropoda; Insecta; Diptera; Culicidae
Product: Odorant receptor 67d
Biological process (GO): sensory perception of smell; detection of chemical stimulus involved in sensory perception of smell
Cellular component (GO): plasma membrane
Molecular function (GO): olfactory receptor activity; odorant binding
Source: RefSeq, a predicted model, not a curated record
AUGAAGAAGCUUCUCAAGCGUACCACGGCCGACGACUUUCGCGUGAUGCCGUACAAUCUACGUUGGUUUACCGUGCUCGGGAUAGGCAGCUCACCGAACGAUCGCCGACUGUACCGUUUGGCGGUGGCGCUCGGCCUCACCGUGGUGGCCAUUAUCCUCCCGAAGCCGAUCCGCAUCUCGGACCAGCACCCGCGGUUCGAGUCGAUCGUCCGCAGCGUGGCCGAGCUGCUGUUCGGUGUGCUCGGUUUCCUCACCAUCAUUAUAGUGGCCAGCAAGUCGGAACCGUUCCGCCAGGUGAUUCAGAAGCUGGAACAAGCGCUCACCUCAUUUCGCGAUCGCGAUGAUCAGUGCAGCCGGUUGAUCGUCAAGGUCAAUGGUGGUAUCUAUCGGUUUAGCGUAGCAUUCGCCCGGCUCAACCUUUGCUACAUGCUCCUGUUCAACCUGGUGCCACCGGCCGUCAACUAUCCUUACUAUCUGCACCAUCUCCUGUCCGCCACCAGCAGCAACAAGACGCGGACGGUCGAGUUUAUGCUACCGCUCGAGCAGGACUUUUAUGGUCUCGAUAUCCGCCACAACAUUCUGCACUACAGCGUGUUCUGGCUCGUAACCUGGCCGGCCUGUACCUUCACUACCGUGAUCCUGUGGUGCAAGGGCCCGCUCUUCAUACUGAUACGCUACAACACGCUCCUCUAUCAGCUGGUGAACUGUAUGCUCCGUGAACUGGGCGCCGCCACUGUGAAUGGUGUAUCGAAAAGCCGACGGCGGCUGCUCACCUGGAAGCAACGUCAGCUCGUGCAGAUCGUCGAACUACACCGGACGGCGAUCGAGUGUACGAAGCUGCUCGAUAGCAUCUUGCGGCUCGUGCUGCUGAUCCAGUCCGUGGGCUGCCUGCUGAUGUGGUGCCUCAUGCUGUACUACAUCAGCCGCAACGCGAACCUGAACGUCCUGAAUGUGGUCGUGCUGACGCUGUCGAUCGUCUUCGAGAUGUGGUGCUGGUCGUACCUUGGCCAUCAGCUAACCGAAGAGAAUGCCUCGAUCGCUAAUACCGUGUACAGUAGCUGCUGCUGGUACGAUGAACCGCGGGUACUGCAGAAGAGCUACCAGCGGAUUAUGAUGCAGGCCAGCAGUCGAAAGGCAACCAUCACGGCUGGUCGGUUCUAUAACGUCAACAUUGUCACGUUCGCCCAGCUGGUCAAAACCUCGUACACGUACUACAUGAUUAUGAAGGAAAUCUUUUAA